UGGCACGCCAUCAGCCAUCCAAGCCCACAGCUGCUCCGGCGAAGCUGCAGUCCCAGAGUGCGAUUCUCCCCCGCUCCGGGCUUGUCUGAGCUACCCGAGAGAACUGCUACCGAAACGACAGGCAGCCACAAUGUCCCAAAGCUUUCUCGCCGCCAAUGCGUCCAACCGCAUCCGCUCCAAGGAUAUGUUCAUGCUGAUUGCCUUGUGGAUGGAGAAGCAUCCCAACCAGCAUGCUGUGUCCCUGAGCGACUCGGCCCUGCCCACUGGCGCCGUCUUGGUCGAUGCCCAGGACCACAUCGUUACCCUCGAGACAACCGGGGCCUCGCAUGCAAUCGUCAGGGCCAUCCUAUCGGCAUCCAUCGAUCCGCAGGGCUGCGACAUCUACGUCUCUCGGUUUCCGUGCUCCCUCUGCACCAAGCUUAUGGUCCAGGCAGGCAUCCGCAAGUGCUACUACUUUCCCAGCAAGCGUUGGGAACUCGGACGGAACGGCAACGAAGACCCUCACCUGUGGAGCGGCGACUUUGCACCCAACGUUGCCGAUCGGCCUGGCCAGGAACUCAGCCGAUAUGUGUCGAGCCCGCUGCUUAUUCCCCCUGUGAAUGACAUUGUGGUGCCGGCCCUGGACCUCCAAGACGCAACCGAGUCUCUGAGAUCAAGCCCCCAAUCGCUCGAGGUUAUUCAAAAGCCCGAACUACUUGAAGAAAAGAACCGCAAGAGCGUCCAGCGUCUCGUUAGCAACAAUCCGAUUGCCCUGUCGCUCUUCAUCCCGCAGUGGGAUCAUUCCCCGACGGAGCCGGAUGCACCAUCAGGGCUGCUCGAGAUGCCCGAGGACGACGACGACUGGGCUGUUCUAGAUGCCCGUGUCGGAGAGCAGCCAGGCAUUACCCAGCGAUGGACUAUGAUCCAGGCAAAGUUCAAACGCACGGUGUAUGCCUUGCGUCUGCUCUCCAAGCGAUACAUGGCCACGGUAAAGCAUUGGCAAGGUGCCCAGCUUGUCGAGACGACUAGUGCCGAACCGGUGAUGCAACAUGCCAUGGUGCUCGCACACAUUGCCGCUAAGCGCACCGACGACAACAAAGUCGGUGUCGGUGCCGUUCUGGUCGACAGCCGGGGGACCUACAUCUCCGUAGGCUGGAACGGCUAUCCCAAACGGUCGCAGCACUUGGACUACCCGCAGGCCGGAGCGGACGACUCGGUGGAAGAUGACGAGCUAAAAUACGACUACAUUUUGCAUGCAGAACAAAACGCUCUGCUCUGGCGGAGCUGCAGGGGCAAGGAUCUCUCCACCGUGACCUGUGUCUCCACCAAGAUGCCCUGCGACGAGUGCAGUCCCAUCAUCAGCGACUGCGGUGUGCGCCGGAUUGUGACCACUCCGCAGUUUGCGAAAUCCAAGGACGACCCAGCCCGCUUCCGUGGCCUCACGUACGGGCUGCUGCACCAGCUUGUCGACGACAUCUACGUCUUUGACGUCCUCUGAGCCGCGCGUGCGGCCCAGCCAUCGCCAACCAGCGAUGCAGUCAACCGGAGCAGCGCAAAUACAAUAUAGAGCUUGGUGCCGGUCGA
Molecule: messenger RNA, 1563 nt
Organism: Polychytrium aggregatum
Lineage: Eukaryota; Fungi; Chytridiomycota; Chytridiomycetes; Polychytriales
Product: cytidine deaminase-like protein
Exons: 6
Coding region: 131-1477 (448 amino acids)
Molecular function (GO): hydrolase activity; zinc ion binding
Source: RefSeq, a predicted model, not a curated record